This is a messenger RNA of Clarias gariepinus (North African catfish), 1132 nucleotides long. RefSeq names its product replication protein A 32 kDa subunit-like. Gene Ontology annotation, cellular component: site of double-strand break; chromosome, telomeric region; nucleus. Bases 78 to 833 code for a protein of 251 amino acids. The transcript is spliced from 9 exons. The record is from RefSeq and is a predicted model, not a curated record. Gene Ontology annotation, biological process: nucleotide-excision repair; DNA replication; double-strand break repair via homologous recombination. Gene Ontology annotation, molecular function: DNA binding. Lineage: Eukaryota; Metazoa; Chordata; Actinopteri; Siluriformes; Clariidae.
GUUAGCAAUUCUCCUCACCCUUCAACUACAAAUUGAAAUUUUUUAGCUAUUCUAGCAAUGUUCAGUGAUUUUACAUAAUGGGGAGCCAAGGUUAUGAGUCUAGCUGUUCUCCAGGUGGAUUUUCAUCUUCGAGAAAUGAAAGAAAUACAAAGACUGCAGGAAUCCUGCGUGUGAUGCCAUGCAGUGUGUCUCAGCUCCUGUCUGCUACAGAACACAAAGACUCCUUCUUUAUAAAAGACGUGGAGCUCCAGCAGGUGACUGUGGUGGGUUUGAUCAGAAGCAGCAAAACGACGCCUACACAUCUUCUGUAUUCUCUAGAUGAUAUGACUGGCCCUCCUCUGGAAGUCAAACAGUGGCUAAAUCUUGAGGAAGUCAACAUGAAUCAUUCUGUUAUUCCUCCUGGGACAUAUGUUAAAGUAACUGGAAGUCUCCGCACCAUUCAGCACAACAGGUUCAUGGUAGCGUUCAACAUCCGCCGUCUGGACGACUUUAAUGAGAUCACUUCACACAUGUUGGAGGUGAUUCAGGCCCAUCUGCACGGUGCAAGCAGCUCGAAUAGUAGUAGGAUAAGGAACGGGGCCAUGACCUCAUGUAUAAUAAACACACCGCACACAAGUGACCCAGCCACCGUCGGUUUUACAGCCAAUCAGAGGCAGGUGUUUAAUUUGAUUAAAAGCUGUCAUUUGGCUGAGGGCAUCACUCUGCAGUGCCUGAGGAAUUCGCUCAAUUAUCUUUCCUUCUAUGACAUCAGCGCUUGUCUGCAGUUUCUUAUAAACGAAGGACACAUUUUCUCUACGAUUGAUGACGUCCAUUUCAAGUGUACUUACGGCUGAAAUAAUUGCCUGGUUUGAGCACAGUCUGAUGCUUUAAUUUUUUUUUUUUUGUAUCUAGUGCACUAAGUAAAUGACAGAUAAAUGAAAAUCUGUCUGUAUUUGUAUAUGCAUAUUGUUUAAGUUGUUAGAAAAUUAUUUGUAGAAUAUUAUUAGUAUUAUAAUGUAUAGUGCAUUCGGUUUAGUUUUUUUGUGUUGUUUUGACUUGUUCCUCAUAAACUGUGCUUACUUGCAUAAUAACUACCUUGUUGCGUUGUUGCAUUAUCCGGAUAAUUGGGGAAAUAAAGAAAACUUGCAUUUGU